AUGUCUACAACGCCUGAAAGGUCCGAAAGCCAGCUGUUUGUGACUGAGGAUGACGAGGAUGUGGUAAUGACAAGUGAAACGGGCGAAAACGGUGGCGAAACCGACCCAGUAGUGAGUGAGAUACCGAUCAAUGUAACCAACGGGCCAUUCCCAUUGCACAUCUUACAAUAUCUCAACAAACCUCGAAAAACGGCCCAGGAUGCCGUUCUGCAUCCGCCAGUUAGCCAGGUAAGAUACAAGGCGAAAUCUGCGGUUUGGGAGCUAGACGUACCGGUCAACACCGAGGUUUUUUACGAUAGUAACAGGGCAGAAGACGGAUGGGACUCCGUAGCACACCAAACUUUGAAAGGUGUCAGUGUGAAGAAUGAAGGACAAUACGUGGGGAUGAUGGUGGAAAAAGAGCUUUAUUUGGCUCCUGUGGAGGCCAUAGCGCAGGUCAGACCGUUUUUCAAACACAUCGAUUCAGCAGCUGCGCGAGCUAAAAGAGACGAUGACGAUCUCAACACAGCACAGCAGCCGGCUAAUGGACAGGCGAAAAAGGCUCAGAUGGUGACGAUGUCUGUCAAGAGCAGCAGCGAAGCCAACCAGCCGCGUCUGGGUGGAGCGUUGCUGGCACACAAGGUGGCCGAUGAGGAAACGCCAGAAACACUGGAAUGGAUCGAGGGCACUUUCCCACAAUUCCAGCAGAGCGUUGUGUCCGAGGAGGCCCGGGUGCCUCUGCAGCCGAUCGGUAGCAGUGACGAUUAUUUAUCAAAGGCUAUGUAA
This is a messenger RNA of Lachancea sp. 'fantastica', 765 nucleotides long. The record is from the annotation of a GenBank genome assembly. NCBI's taxonomy places the organism in Eukaryota, Fungi, Ascomycota, Saccharomycetes, Saccharomycetales, Saccharomycetaceae.